Messenger RNA from Manis pentadactyla (Chinese pangolin), 4903 nucleotides. RefSeq names its product FERM domain containing 4B (gene FRMD4B). The transcript is spliced from 23 exons. NCBI's taxonomy places the organism in Eukaryota, Metazoa, Chordata, Mammalia, Pholidota, Manidae. The coding region runs from base 242 to 3349 and encodes 1035 amino acids. Gene Ontology annotation, biological process: establishment of epithelial cell polarity. Gene Ontology annotation, cellular component: bicellular tight junction; adherens junction; cytoskeleton. The record is from RefSeq and is a predicted model, not a curated record.
GGACACUGGGCUUCUGUGUGCCAGCCGCAGCCGUUGGCUGGCGGGCGCCCAAUCCCAGGGCAUGCCGCGGGACGCUGGCCAGGACGCACGGUGAGAGACGAGUUUGGGGGAAGGCUUGACCCCCCCAGCUGCCAGCAGAAGCCGGCUUCGGGAGCCCAGGCGCUGGGGCCGCUGUAGUCGGGCUUGCUGGGCUGCAGCUACGGGAGCAGGGCACCCCCGGGCUCGCAGGGAAGGCGGCGGCAUGGCUUCGGUGUUCAUGUGUGGAGUGGAGGACCUGCUGUUCAGCGGCAGCCGCUUCGUGUGGAACUUGACUGUGUCCACUCUGCGGAGAUGGUACACGGAAAGGCUGCGGGCUUGCCACCAGGUGCUGCGGACGUGGUGCGGGCUUCGGGACGUGUACCAGAUGACAGAAGGCAGGCACUGCCAGGUGCACCUCCUGGAUGACAGGAGACUGGAGCUGCUGGUUCAGCCCAAACUUUUAUCAAGAGAGUUGCUGGACCUGGUGGCUUCACAUUUCAACCUGAAAGAAAAGGAGUACUUUGGAAUAACGUUUGCAGAUGACAUAGGUCAGCAGAACUGGCUACAGUUAGAUCACCGAGUUCUUGACCAUGAUUUGCCCAAGAAACCAGGCCCAACCAUUUUGCACUUUGCUGUGAGGUUUUACAUUGAGAGCAUAUCAUUUCUGAAGGAUAAAACCACCGUGGAGCUGUUUUUCCUGAAUGCAAAGUCCUGCGUACACAAGGGGCAAAUUGAAGUAGACAGUGAAACCAUCUUCAAGUUAGCAGCGCUUGUUUUACAGGAAUCCAAAGGGGAUUAUACCAGUGAUGAGAAUGCCAGGAAAGAUUUAAAAUCACUGCCAGCCUUUCCAACAAGAACUCUGCAGGAGCAUCCGUCCCUUGCUUAUUGUGAGGACAGGGUGAUUGAGCAUUAUUUGAAAAUUAAAGGUCUGACUCGGGGUCAAGCUGUGGUUCAGUAUAUGAAAAUAGUAGAAGCUCUACCAACUUAUGGAGUCCAUUAUUAUGCAGUAAAGGAUAAACAAGGACUUCCUUGGUGGCUUGGAAUCAGCUAUAAAGGAAUCGGCCAGUAUGAUUUACAAGAUAAAGUGAAACCUCGGAAGUUAUUCCAGUGGAAACAGCUGGAGAACUUGUAUUUCCGUGAGAAAAAAUUUGCUGUUGAAGUUCAUGAUCCACGGAGGAUUUCAGUGUCAAGAAGAACCUUUGGGCAAAGUGGCCUCUUUGUGCAGACGUGGUAUGCAAACUCCUCUCUCAUCAAGUCCAUCUGGGUAAUGGCAAUUAGUCAGCAUCAGUUUUACUUGGACCGGAAGCAAAGCAAAGCAAAAAUUCCUUCAGCCAGGAGUUUAGAUGAUAUUGCGAUGGAUUUGACGGAGACAGGAACAGCAAGGGUCUCCAAACUGGUGACGCUGGAGGCAAAGAGUCAGUUUAUCAUGGCAAGCAAUGGCAGUUUGAUCUCCUCAGGUUCUCAAGACUCAGAAGUUAGUGAGGAGCAAAAGAGAGAAAAAAUCCUUGAACUCAAGAAGAAGGAGAAGCUGUUGCAAGAAAAACUCCUGAAGAAAGUGGAGGAGCUUAAGAAGAUCUGUUUGCGGGAGGCCGAGCUCACCGGCAAAAUGCCAAAGGAGUAUCCUCUGAACGUAGGUGAGAAACCUCCUCAGGUCAGAAGGCGUGUAGGUACCACGUUCAAAUUAGAUGACCACUUGCUGCCCAGUGAAGAGGACCCUACUUUGCAAGAACUGGAGAGCAACUUCCUAAUACAGCAAAAGCUGGUUGAAGCUGCCAAGAAGCUUGCCAGUGAGACAGACCUUUGUAAAACAGUGAAGAAAAAACGAAAGCAAGAUUACACAGAUGCUGUGAAAAAACUCCAGGAGAUUGAAAAUGCAAUAAAUGAAUACCGAAUCAGAUGUGGAAAGAAACCCAGCCAGAAAGCAACAGUUAUUUUACCAGAAGACAUAAUCCCAUCAGAGAGCAGCUCCUUGUCUGACACUGCCACCUAUGAUGAACCUAACGACGCCUUCACUCUUGCUGGGCAGCGAUCAAGUUCAGUACCUCAUUCUCCAAGAAUUCCCCCUCCUAAGUCUCUCGGUAUUGAGCGAAUCCAUUGCAGAAAGUCCUCUAUCAAUGAACAGUUUGUGGACACCAGGCAGUCCAGAGAAAUGCUUUCGACACAUAGCAGCCCUUACAAAACCCUGGAGAGGCGGCCCCAGGGAAGACGAAGCAUGCCCAGCACACCGGUCCUCACCCGCAAUGCCUACAGCAGCAGCCACCUGGAACCUGAAUCUUCAUCUCAGCACUGCCGCCAGCGGAGUGGAAGCCUCGAGUCCCAGCCUCACCUGCUCUCCGAGAUGGACAAUGAUAAGCCAUUUUUCUCCCUCUCCAAAUCCCAAAGAAGCAGCAGCACAGAAAUCCUGGAUGAUGGGUCUUCCUACACCAGCCAGUCAAGCACAGAGUAUUGCUGUGUGACGCCAGUUGCCGGCGCCUAUUACGGCACCCAGACUCUGGACACUCGUACCAGGGGUCGGAGAAGGUCCAAGAAACAGAACGUCUCAACUUCAAAUUCAGGAAGCAUGCCUAAUCUAGCACAAAAGGACAGCGUGAGGAAUGGUGUCCACACAAAGAGUCAGGACCAGCCUUCUUCCAGUUACUAUAUUGCCGGGUACACACCAUAUGCAGAGUGUGAUCUUUAUUACAGUGGCGGCUACGUCUAUGAGAAUGACACUGAAGGACAGUACAGUGUCAAUCCUUCCUACAGGUCCUCGGCCCACUAUGGAUACGACCGCCAAAGGGACUACAGCAGGUCCUUUCAUGAAGACGAGGUCGACCGGGUGCCCCAUAACCCAUAUGCAACUCUCCGACUGCCCAGGAAGACUGCUGCCAAGUCGGAGCAUAUCACCAAAAACAUCCACAAGGCCUUAGUUGCAGAGCACCUGCGUGGCUGGUACCAGCGGGCCUCUGGGCAAAAGGAUCAGGGGCACAGCCCACAGUCUAGCUUUGACUCGGACAGGGGGUCACAGAGAUGCCUGGGGGUUGCCGGCCUUCAGGUACCCUGUUCUCCAAGCAGCCGGGCAUCUUCCUACUCUUCAGUGUCUUCCACAACUGCUUCCGGAAACUGGAGGACCCAGAUAGCUGUUGGGUUAUCUGAGUACGAGACCCUGGCACAUGCUUCUUACACCAGCUGCUAUGGCAACAUCUAUAAUCCUUUGCCUUCUCCAGGCAGACAAUACACAGACACCAUUCCAGCGGACAGUCCAGAUGGAAACCCGUUGGAAGACAGCCUGGAGACUAGUGAGCAGAGGCUCUUCUGGCAUGAAGAUUCUAAGCCUGGAACAUUAGUCUGAACUGCAGUCGGAUCUCUUGGCCAAGCACUGCACUCUCACACUAGUGUGCCUUGCAGAAUGUGCUCGUCUUCCCAGAAGGCUGUUUGGCUUCAGAAACCCAAAGCCAUCCAAGAGUGAAGAGAAUCCUCUGUGGCCCCCAGAAAUGACUAAGCCCUAGAAGAAGCCCCGAACGGACAACUUGCCUUUCAGCUCCAGGCGCUACCCUAAUGGCACAAAGUCGGACCACAUGUUGAACCAUUAUCAAGGGAGGACUCAGCCUUUAUCAAUAGCAAGCACUUUUUAAGAGAAUGAAAGUUGUUAAGAGAAGGCAAAUCUCAAAACUGUGAAAAGUGCAUUCAGGUCUCCAACAGGAAAGAAGGACAGGAAAUUACAGAGCACAAUUCAGAAUGAUGUGAGAAGGGAAAUGAGGGCGCUCCUUAGCCAUUGCUCACCAUCAGAAUGUUUGAAUGGGUGAGCUGGCAAAGAAUAACAUGUUAUUUCUACACGGACAUAAACAAUUUAGACAGUAUUGGAAAAUUACUUGAAGAGAAGCUGGAUUUUGAUGAAGUUCUGAAUGAGUGUAAAUGUUCUUAGGAUAUUUUAAAGAGUGAUGGUUUUCAUAAGCACCAUAAUAUGGGUUCUAGAAAGACUUACUGCUGUAGCAUCCUGUAAUAUAACUUUAUGGUAGCAGACUGGGGAAAAUGAAGCAGUCCCCUGAAUAACUGACAAACCCUGCUUGGAGAAUUUUCUAAGGUACAAUAUCAUUGCUCUUUUUUUCUUUCUACACCAAUAGUAUGAUGAGCAUUUAUUCAGGCUGGUAACUCUCCAACUUGGCUGUUAUGAAAUGGCAGACAUGAUGUGGAAAGUUUUUAGAAUCAAAAAUUUGAAAAACUAUUUAAAGGUGAUACAGAAAGAACCCAAAACAAAAGAAAACAAAAACCAUAUCAUUUUAGAUGAAUUUUGUGCCUUAAAAUGGUGAGCAUCAGAAAAUUAAGCAUAUUGUCUGGAUUCCACAGGUAGGUCUAAGUCACUAAGUGACACAACAAGAUUAGUCAUUAAAAAAAAUUCCAGGUUGCAGUAGAUUUAAUUAUGAGGCUAAAACUACCUCAUACUUUCCUUGGAAGAACUAAUUAGCUAUGGUUAUUAUAGGGUGUGUUUUUUUUAAUGAAUAUUUCCAUAUUCCAGAUGAUCUUUUUUGUCAUCUUUAUUCUGCUUCAAAAUUCCAUAAAAGGUGCUCCCUGUCCUCUUUUUUUACAAGUUUCUUGUUCAUAUUGUGAAUAGAGAAGUUUCUGAACUUUUUUGGAACAUUUUUCUAUCUAUAUUCCAAAGCAUGUAAUAUAUACAUAAAGAUGAUUUGUUAACUGGUCCUUAGUCAUUUGUAUCAUUAAAAAUGAAGCUGGGGAAAAAAUUGAACAAAAAAAAGACAUGCAAAAAAAAUAACUUAUUCCUUUUUGCAUAUUUGUAUAGCCUCCUAGAAACAGAAAUACCCUUUUGCAUAUUCUUUUACUAUUCUGACUUUUUAAGACCUAUUAUUUUUUUACAUAGGUCAAUAAACUAAAGGUGUGCUACUGAAAA